Messenger RNA from Bipolaris maydis ATCC 48331, 1104 nucleotides. Its product is annotated as cornichon. Lineage: Eukaryota; Fungi; Ascomycota; Dothideomycetes; Pleosporales; Pleosporaceae. The record is from RefSeq and is a predicted model, not a curated record. Gene Ontology annotation, cellular component: endoplasmic reticulum membrane; COPII-coated ER to Golgi transport vesicle. Gene Ontology annotation, biological process: endoplasmic reticulum to Golgi vesicle-mediated transport.
CUCAACGUCAUCCAAACAUCUGUGUCUGUUCUUACUCUACCUGAAGUCCGAGGCGCUUGUUACUCGCCAUUUUCUUGUGCUGCUGUACGCUACCAUCGCGUUUCCUUCGCAGUUGUCCGUCUCGUCUCCGACGUCAUCGCAACUCCCAUCUAGGCCCCGCACACAAGCUAAGCUUCCCGCGUCUAGCCCCGGCAGCCCGCAAACACACGACCGCAUCCGAGCCUUGGGCAUCUCUCGCACACUUGUUCAAUCGCGCCCCCAGCCACCGACCAGCGACGCCGCUCGUCUCCCUCGCAAGUCUCGAUACUAUCGUCGUCUUACCCUGCACACUGCCGCCACAAUGACUGGUGAAGCAUGGCUGUAUUUGUUGGCGGUGUUGAUAAACGCCGUCAACCUAUUCCUCCAAGUCUUCUUUACCAUCAUGUACAGCGAUCUCGAAUGUGACUACAUCAACCCCAUCGAUCUCUGUAACCGUCUCAACACCUACAUCAUCCCCGAAGCCGCCGUUCACGCUUUCCUGACCUUCCUCUUCCUUAUCAAUGGAUACUGGAUGGCUCUGGUGCUGAACCUGCCCCUCUUGGCAUGGAACGCGAAAAAGAUCUUUGAGAACCAGCACCUACUGGACGCAACGGAGAUCUUCAGGAAGCUUAAUGUGCACAAGAAGGAAUCCUUCAUCAAGCUAGGCUUCCAUCUGCUCAUGUUCUUCUUCUACCUCUACAGCAUGAUCGUUGCUCUUAUCCGCGACGAGUCUCAUUAGUCGUGGGCUGUGCCGUCGCACCCGCUCAUGCCCCCGAUUGUAGUGUUGCCACAGAACUUCCCCACUCACCCAGUCAUGUACGUUUCCGUUAUUGUCUGGAUCCUGAUGGAAGUCAUGUUCCCAACAGUAGUAUGAGAAGCGGUACUGGCAGAACAAGAAGAAAAAGGAGAAAAUGCAUUGAUAUCCGGCACCAAUAAUGGAGCCAUGCGUACGCGAGGGUUAUACAGGAAUAGGAUUGGUCGGAUUUGAUAUCGUUACGUCGGAAUGAAUAGCGUUAGAUUAGUGUAUUGUAAAAUGCAUCAAUUACUGAAGAGGAAUUCAGGAUCAAAUGGAAUUUCUUUUCGAUU